AUGGGCGCGGUCUGCGCAACUGAGCCGGUGGCCCUUCCAUUGGCCCUGGCACUGCAGGAAGAUGAUUUGUCUGAGCGUCUCGAAGCUUUGAACUUGGCUGAAUGCCUGGAGCAGGAGGCCGCCCGACGGGCCCGCUUGCAGGCAGCAGCGUUCCACGCGUUGCUCGCGCUGCCGGAGCUCGCGCGCGGUCUCUGUGUGCUCUGGGGCUUAAAGACCUCCCGGUGCUUUGCUGCUGUGGCGAAGAACGGUGGCAAAAGUGUGAGGGGACUGCUUCCCAAUUUGCACGAAGAGGCUGUUCCACAGUUCUAUGUGAUGGGAGGAUGCUUGGCAACAACUGAACUUGCAAGCGCCCAGCAUUACAAUCCGGAGACCAAUUCCUGGAAGUUGCUGCCUCCUAUGCCAACGGAACGUCGAUGGUGCGCUGGUGCUGCAUUAAAGGGGUGGCUGUACGUGAUCGGCGGGCAACAGGAAGGCCAUAUCCUUCCAACCGCUGAGCGCUUUGAUGUUGAGACCGGGCGGUGGGAAGCCUUGCCAGACAUGCCAACAUGUCGAGAGGCCUGUGCCGUUGCAAGUUGCGCAUCCUACCUGUACGUGCUGGGCGGGUGUCAGCAUGACGUUCCUUUGUCUGUGGCAGAGCGCCUCCAUGUUGAGGAUUUAUGCUGGGAAAGCCUCACUGAGAUGCCUUGUAGCCGGGAUGCCUGUGCAGCGACCGCUUUGCAAGGCCGCGUCUACGUGGCCGGUGGCCGUAGCAGCGGUCACUUCCUGGCCUCGGCCGACGUCCUCGAGGGCGGAGCGACGGCGACGGUCCGUUGGUCGCGGCUGCCUCCCAUGCCCACGGCGCGCUUGGGAUGCUUUGCCGCCGCCGCCCGGUCCUCCGUGUACGUGGCCGGAGGCCAUGCAGGGCGCGGUCGUGCGCUGGCCAUCAUCGAACGCUUUGACGUGGCGGAAUACUUCUGGGAGCUCUUGACGAAUAUGCCGUCUGCACGAUUGGGAGCUGUAAGUCUUUGUUGGCAACCCUCCCAGCUCCGUGGCCGAGACCUGCAUUUAUACAUCUUCGGCGGCCACAACGGGCAAGGAGCUGUUGACUUGGCAGAGCGGCUUGAGCUGGAGAGCGACGGCAUCUCGAACCCCAGGUGGGAAAGAUUGCCUUCCAUGAUUACACCUUGCUAUUCAUCUGCAGGAGCGGUCUUGGCUUGGUAA
Molecule: messenger RNA, 1200 nt
Organism: Durusdinium trenchii
Lineage: Eukaryota; Dinophyceae; Suessiales; Symbiodiniaceae
Source: the annotation of a GenBank genome assembly